AUGUCACCCCGGCGAGCUGCGAAAGCCGCCAGCGCAAACAUCGCGAAGCAGCUGGACUCAUCCGAUUCAGACGAUGAAGAGCAUUAUGGUGCACGCGUACCCACCGAGAAGAAUCGACGGCUUUCAUCUGCCAGUAGCCGUUGCCGGGCCAAGGCACAUAUAGCGACGGCGGCGGGGAGCUCGCCACGAACCCCUCGACCACUUUCUACGAAAGGCGUAACCCCUCGACCUAGAAAGCGACCGUUGGCACCUUCGGGCUCGGAUGUUGAAGAUCUGACGCGUGAACCGUUAGCACAACCUUUCCCGGUAUUUGAGGAGAGCCCGGCACGUAAAAAGCAGAAAUUGCCACUGACAGACACGGAGGAUCACCACUCGAGACCUCUUUCUGUUCGGAACGCGGAAGAUGUGGACGAGGAGUUGCCUGACCCUACCUCUGCGUUUAGCCGCAUGAAUUAUUCAGUUAGAGCGACAUGUUCGACUGAGGGUACAACACCAGAAACACUACUGGAAGGCUCCCUCGACACUGAGGAUGCCUACGAAGAGCAAUUUUGGGAGCCUCCGGAAGCAGACCCUUGUAUAAAGAUUCCCGGGGAGCCUAUCCUCGCGCAGACAAAAAAGGGAGACGUGUAUUGGCCUGCUAUGGUACUCGACUACAUACCGCCGCGCGAACGUAAUGAGAAGGAGGGCAAAUACCGCGUCCUUUUCCUUGAUAACGCAGAGCGUUGUAUUCACCGAGCACGUUUCUACAUUGCGGAAGACGAUGAAUUCGGCACUUGCAAGCUUGGGCAGUUCACUAGUCAAUUUAAUGAAGUUGAGGCGGACGAAGACUUCGUAGCCAGUCCUAUUCAACAAACAGGCCAUCGACCGUCAAGUCCCGUACCCACCGACCCUCCGCCUUCGAGUUCAGAGUUUUAUGAACUUUCGGUCCAUGAGCAACUUUCGUAUACAAAGCCGAUCCUCCAGGCCAUUCUUAUGGGGACAUAUACUCCUGCUGCUGAACGCCACAACGGCUUCAUUGCUGGGGGGAACGCCCGUGACAUAGUUGUGCAGAACGCUGCGAUGCGGGGGGACAUGGAUCCGAGGGACGUCUCCGAACUCCAGAAUCGACUGAUGGAGUGGUGCUUAAGGGAUGAGAGAUAUGCGAGAAGGAUGGAAGGCGAUGCAGUCGUUCUAACCGAACCGCCAAUCAAACCUCGAUCGCACCAAGACGCGCCAGCACUUGCCCAAGAGGGGCUUCCUCCAAAUCCAAAGAUGACCAUUGCGGUUGAUCGGGAGGUAUCGCCCGCCAUGACGCUAGCAUCUACGCCCCCAACAGAACCUCCUUCUUCGCAGCUUAGCGUUGUUUCGACGAUUGAAACGGUGCAUAUUGAAGAUCCUAGAAAGUCGCUUCUAGAUGUAGUAGCUCACACAGACCCUCCUCGCCAACGUGGUUGCCCUCAAUAUGAAGCCUUAUCUGCGCGUGAAAAGAUUGAAUAUUGCCUCAACGUUCUCCUGCCCGAAUCUAUCAUCCAGAUAUUUCUCUGGAAAUCCGGAGAUCGCAAGUGCAUUUCCCUCCGAUCUCCCGAAGAGGAGGCAGCACUCCAUACCGUAGGCGAAGAAAUGCGCGCAAAGCGGGAUUGGGUGUUUGACGUGAUGCGAUUGCGGGACAUGCACGAACAUCGGCGUGGGGUCAAACGGAAGAGGCCCGUUCCCGAAAAAGACGCGGUUGUAGAAGGGACUGGCACUAGGACCAGGCUGAGGACGAGGAAGAGCAUACCAUAA
Messenger RNA from Pleurotus ostreatus (oyster mushroom), 1761 nucleotides. RefSeq lists its product as uncharacterized. The record is from RefSeq and is a predicted model, not a curated record. Lineage: Eukaryota; Fungi; Basidiomycota; Agaricomycetes; Agaricales; Pleurotaceae. The coding region runs from base 1 to 1761 and encodes 586 amino acids. The transcript has 6 exons.